Molecule: messenger RNA, 2262 nt
Organism: Symbiodinium natans
Lineage: Eukaryota; Dinophyceae; Suessiales; Symbiodiniaceae
Source: the annotation of a GenBank genome assembly
AUGGCGAACCUCUACGCCCCUGAGGCUGACAGAGUGGUGUCGAGAGCCUUCUGCGAUGAGGGUAAUGGUGCCAGAAUCUUCUUCAACAUCUCCUCCCUCAGCAGGGCUGGGUCAAGACCUGAGUCCGAAAUCGAAAUUCAUUUGGAAGGGUCAACUUAUGACUUCCUCCUCACUGACACUUGGAAUCUACAAGGGAAGAGUUUGAAAGCUGUUUCGGGUUGGCUACAAGUUGUUGAUCCGGGCAUUGAGUUUUUGGCACUUCAAGAGGUUGGUGGUACGAAAACCCUGCCCCUUGUCUCGAACGAGAGUAGUGCCACUCCUUUGGGAUCCCUUUCAGAGUACCAGUUCUUUGAUGAUGAUGAGCUUGCAGACUAUCGUGUCUUCGGGAGCUCGGAAUUGCAGUCCCAUCUGGCACAGGUGAUCUUGCUGCCUCAGGAUUCCAUAGACUUCGUCCGUGGAACCCAUAAAGGAGAGCGAGUGAUAGGUGUCCACUAUGAGGCCUCUUCCUCCUGUUCCCCUCGAUGGUUGUUCUCAGUCCAUAUGCCACAUAAUGAUAAUUCCGAAGAGAUGUAUGCAGCAAGUGUUGCCGAGUUGGCUACUUUAUGCCACCAGCACCGGGAUGAGCAGACAAUCUUUGUGGGAGACUUCAACUCGGAGCAGGGGUUCCUGGUGCGGUGGUUGUCAAAGUUCACCCCGAUUCCCGACAUGAGCUCUGCAGUGCCCCUGCAGCAGCAGGCUGCAGUGCGUGAGGCUGUUGACUCUCUCCAGCUGGCAACGGGUGAGUUUGCUGUUGUUCAUUUCUCCCACGACGAGAUCAGUGCUGCCAUAGCUGCCCUCAAAACAGGCUACGGAGCGAGUGGCCCCAACCUCCCGGACAGUUUGGCGCCCUGCAAGGGGGACAAGUCAUGGACGCACUUUGUGCUGCACACUGGCGAUAUCGCUAGCGCUUUUGAUUCCCUGCACCACAGUGAGAUUGCUGACUUCAUCCAGCGAUACACCCCGGCGAGGCUCUCCAGGGAGGGGCACAGAUCCAGCAUUGGUUCUUGGGGCUGGCUUUUUGUAGACGAUAUGCUAUUGCAAUUUGGCAGUUGGGCUUCGAGCAUUGAGCUUCUCCCUCGGAUUGUCGCAGCGCUCGCGAAGGCUGGCCUUCGACUAAGUCUUCAAAAGACUGAGUUGAUGGCGCACCCUGACACGCUCCGACUCGGACGGGAGAUACCGAUACCAGAUGACCACAUCCUCACCCAGAUCCCCUGGACAUCGCAAACCAAGUACCUCCGCAAGCCGUUCAGGCAUGUGGAUGUAGGAGAAAACUUGUACAUGCUCUUUCGUCCGACAAUACGCCGUGCAGUGCACCAGGGACUCUCGAGCCUGCAGCCCGUGCUCAAAGGUCUCACCUGGAACCAGCCUUCACUGGCGCUCAGCCUCUGCAACAAGUAUAUUGGUGCUAAAUGGCUAUGGUUGGCUCCAGUGCUUUCCAUCAACCAAAGCAGCCUGCAGGACAUUCAGGUGCUCCAGGUUACGGUCCUAGUGUGUCUCCUCAAGCUCUAUCUUCCAGUGCAUCUCAAACAUGCAACCGCCAUGUCGUUGCAUAGGAUACGUAGACGUGCUACCAUGGUUUUCUUGAGUGCUAACCCAGCUGGAUCCUGGACCUUCAUGACAAGGCAGCGUACCUGGGGUUACAUGGGCCACUUGCUCCGCAAACCGGUUGAGCACCUGACUCGCCAAGCGCUUGUAGACACGGCCUCUGCGCAGAGGCCGCAGGGAGGGCUGGCGAAUACACCAGGCAAGUGGCUCACGAAGACUGCCAGUGCUGUCUUUAUGGAGACUUUGGGUUUAGAUUCGGUGGUUGCCAGGGCGGCUCAGCGGGAGGACUGGUGUGCUAAGGGUCGUUCGCACUUCAUGACGCUGUCACACGUCGAGUCCCAUAGUCGCCUGGGAUCUGGGGUCUGGGGUCGAUGGCAGGAUGCUUUGCUACAGCAUGUUCCGUGGAUGUUCAGCAUGGUCCUCUUGUGUGGUGCAGAAGGGUACCAAGCCCACUGGAUCGAUGAAACCCAUGGCAUGCAGGGAUGGCAGCUUGACAGUGAGAUCUCCGUAGCGUUGAGGUCCUUCCUCCUCCAUGUCAGGAUGUUGUACGAGAACUGGGUCUUCCUGCUCAAUAUCCCUCAUGGGGUUUGGGAUGCCAUCUGCAGUGAACUUCAUGCCAUGUCUGCGGAAUUCAGCGUUGCAACUCAAUGUGUGGUUCUCUUUGUGACAUUUACCUGA